This is a messenger RNA of Dromaius novaehollandiae (emu), 7539 nucleotides long. RefSeq names its product neural cell adhesion molecule 1 (gene NCAM1). Gene Ontology annotation, biological process: homophilic cell-cell adhesion; synapse organization. The transcript has 21 exons. Gene Ontology annotation, molecular function: axon guidance receptor activity; protein binding. Gene Ontology annotation, cellular component: plasma membrane; neuronal cell body; axon. The record is from RefSeq and is a predicted model, not a curated record. NCBI's taxonomy places the organism in Eukaryota, Metazoa, Chordata, Aves, Casuariiformes, Dromaiidae. The coding region runs from base 455 to 3856 and encodes 1133 amino acids.
AGUUCGGGCCGGGCUCCGCGCCGCGUUUUGCAGGCGGCCGGGAGCGCCCCUCCGCGCCUCCAGGCCCCCUCGGCGCGCGCCGCGCUGUACUAUUUGAGGCCGGGGCGGGUGGAAGAACACGGCGCGGCGCCACCCGCCGCGCGAGGCCGGCCGGCGCAGGGAUCUGCGCCGCGCGCGGUGCUGAGGCCGGCUGUCACUCAUCCGCGGCGCGGCUCCGGGACGCGGUCGGGGCGCAGCUGGCAGAAGGCAGCCGGGCGGGCAGGGGGCGAGGCGCGCGGGGCGGCGCCGAGGCGCGGCGGAGGAAGAGGAGGACAGGAGCGAGAAGAAGAGGAGAAGGAAGAAGAAAAAGAGGGAAGAAAAAAAAAAAAAAAAGAAAGACGAGCGAGCCGCGUUUCGUCCGAAUUGCGGGAAAACCCUAUUUCGCGAGCGGCUCCCUCUCCUCCAGCCGGCUGCAAUGCUGCCAGCCACGGCGCUGCCCUGGACGUUGUUUUUCCUCGGAGCCGCAGAGGGAAGUGUUCCAGAGUCAGGAUGGGACCUGCAGUCUGAAUCAGCCUCUCUACAAGUGGAUAUUGUUCCAAGUCAGGGGGAGAUCAGCGUUGGAGAAUCCAAGUUCUUCUUAUGUCAAGUGGCAGGAGAAGCCAAAUACAAAGACAUUUCCUGGUUUUCCCCUAAUGGUGAGAAGCUGACGCCUAACCAACAGCGCAUCUCAGUGGUGCGGAAUGAUGACUUCUCUUCCACCCUCACCAUCUACAAUGCCAACAUCGAUGAUGCCGGCAUCUACAAGUGUGUCGUCAGCAGUGUGGAGGAGGGAGACUCUGAGGCCACCGUCAAUGUGAAAAUUUUCCAAAAGCUAAUGUUCAAGAAUGCUCCCACCCCUCAGGAAUUCAAGGAAGGGGAUGAUGCUGUGAUCGUGUGUGACGUGGUCAGUUCACUGCCUCCCACCAUCAUCUGGAAGCACAAAGGCAGGGAUGUUAUCCUAAAAAAAGAUGUCCGAUUUAUAGUCCUGUCCAACAACUACCUGCAGAUCCGUGGAAUCAAGAAAACAGAUGAAGGGACAUACCGUUGUGAGGGCCGGAUCUUGGCUCGUGGGGAGAUCAACUUCAAAGAUAUUCAAGUCAUUGUAAAUGUGCCUCCUUCUGUGCGUGCCAGACAGAGCACUAUGAAUGCCACUGCCAACCUCAGCCAGUCUGUCACCUUAGCAUGUGAUGCUGAUGGCUUUCCUGAGCCAACCAUGUCGUGGACAAAGGAUGGAGAGCCAAUAGAACAGGAGGAUGACGAAGAGAAAUACAGUUUCAACUAUGAUGGCUCGGAGCUGAUCAUCAAGAAGGUGGACAAGAGCGAUGAAGCAGAGUACAUCUGCAUUGCUGAGAACAAGGCUGGCGAGCAGGAUGCCACCAUUCACCUCAAAGUUUUUGCAAAACCCAAAAUCACAUAUGUGGAGAACAAAACAGCCAUGGAGCUGGAGGAUCAGAUCACGCUGACCUGUGAGGCAUCUGGGGAUCCAAUCCCUUCCAUCACUUGGAGAACUUCCACCCGGAACAUCAGCAAUGAAGAAAAGGCUUCGUGGACCCGGCCCGAGAAACAAGAGACCCUGGAUGGGCGCAUCGUAGUACGUAGCCAUGCCCGGGUGUCGUCCCUGACGCUCAAGGAAAUUCAGUACACAGAUGCCGGAGAAUAUGUAUGUACAGCCAGCAACACCAUCGGGCAGGAUUCCCAAGCCAUGUACCUCGAAGUGCAGUAUGCCCCCAAGCUUCAGGGCCCAGUGGCUGUCUAUACCUGGGAAGGGAAUCAAGUGAACAUCACCUGUGAAGUAUUUGCUUACCCCAGUGCUGUCAUCUCCUGGUUCCGGGAUGGACAGCUGCUUCCUAGCUCAAACUACAGCAACAUCAAGAUCUACAACACUCCAUCAGCAAGCUACUUGGAGGUGACACCAGACUCUGAAAAUGACUUCGGAAAUUAUAACUGCACUGCUGUGAAUCGCAUUGGCCAGGAGUCCUCAGAGUUCAUCCUUGUGCAGGCAGAUACUCCGUCCUCUCCUUCCAUUGACAGAGUGGAGCCCUAUUCCAGUACUGCCCAGGUGGAGUUUGAUGAGCCUGAAGCUACUGGUGGGGUGCCCAUCCUCAAGUACAAAGCGGAGUGGAGGGCAUUGGGCGAGGGAGAAUGGCAUUCCAGGUUGUAUGAUGCAAAAGAAGCAAAUGUGGAGGGCUUGAUCACCAUCACUGGCCUGAAACCUGAGACAACCUACUCUGUGAGACUCUCUGCAGUCAAUGGCAAGGGUGUGGGUGAGAUUAGCCUGCCGUCUGACUUCAAGACACAGCCAGUUCGGGAACCCAGCGCACCCAAACUGGAAGGUCAGAUGGGAGAAGACGGAAACUCCAUUAAAGUGAAUGUUAUCAAGCAGGAUGAUGGUGGCUCCCCAAUUAGACAUUAUCUGAUCAAAUACAAAGCUAAGCAUUCUUCAGAAUGGAAACCAGAGAUCAGACUUCCCUCUGGCAGUGACCAUGUCAUGCUCAAGUCCCUGGAUUGGAAUGCAGAGUACGAGGUUUAUGUGAUAGCUGAAAACCAGCAAGGGAAGUCCAAACCAGCUCACUAUGCUUUCCGAACUUCUGCUCAGCCUACUGUCAUCCCAGCCAGCACUAGCCCCACAACAGGCCUUGGGACUGCUGCCAUCGUAGGCAUCCUCAUUGUCAUCUUUGUGCUGCUCCUGGUGGCUGUGGAUGUCACCUGCUACUUCCUGAACAAGUGUGGCCUGCUGAUGUGCAUUGCUGUCAACUUAUGUGGGAAAUCUGGCCCAGGAGCCAAGGGCAAAGACAUGGAGGAGGGCAAAGCCGCCUUCUCGAAAGAUGAGUCCAAGGAGCCUAUUGUGGAGGUGCGGACUGAAGAGGAGCGGACCCCCAACCACGAUGGGGGAAAACAUACAGAGCCCAAUGAGACCACACCGCUGACAGAGCCAGAGCACCCUGCUGAUACUGCAGCUACCGUUGAGGACAUGCUGCCUUCUGUAACCACGGGCACCACUAACUCUGACACUAUCACUGAAACCUUUGCCACUGCUCAGAACAGCCCCACCAGCGAGACCACUACACUGACCUCCAGUAUUGCCCUGCCAGCCACGGCCAUUCCUGACUCAAACUCCAUGUCGCCUAGCCAGCCCACUCCAGCCAAAGGGGCAGCUGCCUCAAUCUCUUCACCACCACCCUCCUCCACCCCCAAAGUGGCCCCCCUUGUUGAUCUCAGUGAUACCCCAAGCUCUACUCCAACUACUAACAAUUUGUCUUCAAGUGUCCUGGCCAACCAAGGCGCAGUGCUCAGCCCCAGCGCUGUUGCUAACAUGGCCGAGACCUCCAAAGUGGCACCUGGUAACAAGUCAGCUGCCCCAACCCCUGCCAACCUCGCUAGCCCUCCAGCUCCAUCAGAGCCCAAGCAGGAGGUCUCAAGCACCAAGAGCCCUGAAAAGGAAGCUGUACAGCCUAGUACAGUGAAGAGCCCGACAGAGACAGCCAAGAACCCAAGCAAUCUGAAGAGCGAGGCUGCUUCAGGCAGCACAGUCCCCUCCCAGAAUGAGGACUUUAAAAUGGACGAAGGGACCUUCAAGACACCAGACAUUGAUCUUGCAAAGGAUGUUUUUGCAGCUCUUGGCACUACUACUCCUGGCAGUGCGACUAGCGGGCAAGCUCAUGAGCUUGCUUCUUCCACUGCAGACAGCUCUGUACCUGCUGCACCUGCAAAGACCGAGAAAGUCCCAGUAGAAGACAAAUCUGAAGUGCAAGCAACGGAAACUAAGACACCUCCAGCAGAAGUCAAGACGGUUCCCAACGAAGCCACACAAACAAAUGAAAAUGAGAGCAAAGCAUGAUUAGCAACAGAUGAAAACAAAUGACAGAACAACUUCACCGGAGCAUUUAAAACACAAAACACACCACACAUCUCAUUCCUCUAGUGUCUUUUGCCUUUUUUUAAAAAACAAACAAAACAGAAAAUGCAUAAAUGGGGGGGGAUCUCUCUUUUUCUUUUUUUUAAAUUUCUAGAAAGGUUCUAUUUGUUGUGCACUUGCUUUUAAGGAGAAAUACAUUUUAAAAACAGGGUUAAACCCACAACCAAAUCAGGGUUCAGCUGACCCUGUGUAUAUUAAAAUAAGCAAAAUUGCAAAUACCAGUUACAGCAUGGUUAGGAAGCUCAAAAUCAACUAGUCUCAGACAAAGAAAGAAAAAAAUGACCCUGUUCUUUCCUUGGUUAGUAUAGUAGAUAUAACCACUUGUACUACUUGGUACAGCUGGUACUUAAUGAACAAAGUCCACAAUUUAUUUUUAUACUUUUCAGUCAAGUUUGAAAUAUGUAAAGCCUCAUAAAUAAGUUAUAAUUUCUGUUCACCUUGUAUUUGUUCAGUAUGCAAAGUGUCUUGUGCUCUUUGUGACUGAAUCCUGUUCUCCACGUUAGACGUUUAUGGGGGGGGGGUUGGGUUUGUUUUUUUUUUUUUUUUUUUUUUUUUUAGGAAGAAUGCCAAAAUUGCAGCUUCGGGGAUAUAUUUCAAUUUGCAGUAUUCAGACUCUACAUUUCUUUAAAUUUUAUGUUAAUUUUUUGCCAACUUUUGUUCUUUCCAGUGUUUACAAUUGACAAUUUUUUUAACUUUUGUUGUGUUUAAAUGUAUGUGUAAAAUAGCUGCCUUUUUUAAGUAAAUACGGUCGAUAGAUACUAGGUUAGUAGCAUGCUUGCUUUGCAAAGGGAGACAUUUUUAAAUAUGGAUGUUUACAGUAGUUGUUUCCCCUUUAUCUUUUUUUUAAUUAUUAUUAUUAUUAUUAUUUCUUACUGGAGUAAGAAGAAAAGUAAUGCUGUUCUUUUUUUUUUCUUUCUUUCUUUCUUUUUUCUUUUUCUUUUUUUUUUUUUUUUUUUUUUUUUGGUGAGUAUUCAAACUACUUAUCAUGAAUCAAGGUCUUUAUCCAGCAAUCCACAUAAACACACACUUCAAACAGGAGAGUUGCUGGUGAAAGUCCUUAUAUGCUUAAAGUUAGCAGAAGUGUAAGUCCCUUGCUGGAUUUGGGCCUGACUGCAUAAGAGAAAUAUUAUCUCUGCUUUUCUAAGACAUUCUACCCUUUUCUUCAUGGAACUCUCCCAGAGCUUUGACAAGCAGAAGGAAGAUUGUAUAGUUAGGGCUGGUCUGGUCUGGUCUGCUCUAGUCUCAGGUGUUUGACUAUAUCAGUUCUCCCCUAGUAGGUCGGUAGGUACCAGUUACUUUCACCCUAAAAAGCAGGUUUAAAAGGAGAGAGUUUAUGCACUUCAGGAAAAUAAUGUCUUCUUUUGAGGAGUGGUACACCAAAAAAGGAGUGUCCUUCCUUCACGUGCAUCAAAUUCAUGAGCACAGGAGUCAUGCCGUGUACAAGACCGCUCCUGAAAAAGCAGCUCCAUCGCGUGUGUUGUCAUCCAUACGUGCUCUGCCAAAUCAAAGCCUUGAGACUGAGAGCUUGGAAAUCAGUGCGAGGACUCUCAUUGAUUUCGUUGGUCUUUGGAUCAUGUCUUCGACAGUCAAAAAAGGAGGUUGAUGUAGGGUGCAUGUUAUCAUUAUGUAGGAGGAGCUUAUCAGUGACAGUUAUCAUAUGGAGUUGCAGAGCAACACUAAGAUUUUGGGGUGAGAAAGGAGGCUUGAGUGAGGGAGAAGUAGAGGUAAGUAGGAGAAGACCAGCCCAUAGAGAUGUUCCUUCUUUUGGGGGUUGUUUUGGGAGUUUGUGGUUUUUUCUUUUUCUUUUUUUUUUUUUUUUUAUUAUUCUUCUACUUUAGAUCUGCAAGCUUGUGCACUGUGGGUGCGUGACUAUUUUAGUGUGAAACGUGUUCUUUGUCAUAGUAUUGAAAUAAAUAAUAAAAGCUUCAACAUAGUUUGGAUGUGGAAGGUGUAGCAGAUAGUUCAGAUUUGAAAAAAUAAUUCAGGAAAAAAAAAUAAAGAGAACAACUCUUAUGUGGAACAGAAGCCUUUAAAUGAAAAAUCAAACCGAGCUGACUCUGGCAUCCAUUCCGCUGUGCUAAGGUAACGAAGAGAAGGAUGAUGGGGGGCAGGGCGACUGUAGUUUGGCUCAGAUACAUUGAGCCACUCUCGUCAGUGUGUUCUUCUAAUUAUGCAGUCUUUAACAGUGACAUCACUAGAUUGUAAUUUCAAACUGUGAAAAAUAAUGGUCUUGUCAUUUGCUAAGUGUGGGGUUUUUUGCAUUUUUUCCUCAGCUCCUGGGGAUGGAAAUGGAGGAUGACUAUAUAUAUAGGCAUAGACACUCAUGCAAUACCCAUCCUGAACAGACCAUCAGAGCAGGUUGGGUUUUCAGUUCAAAACCUUGUGUCAAAUUUCACCCUUGCUUGACCCAUCACAGCAGUGUCGGUGUAAGUAAGGGGAAAUUUGGCCCACGGUCCCUAGGAAUUUUUUUUUCUAAGAAAGCAGUCCAUAAAUGUGGCACAAAACGCUACGAUGGUCUACAGUUGGGGAAAGUGCUUGGGACAGCAGAGGACUAGUGGGCACACAGUGUGUACCUCCAUUCCUGGGGAUGACCACUACAAUUUGUUCAUCAUUUCUGUGAAGUUGUUGACUGUUUUUGUCAACUGUAUGUUAUACCUCAUGAGUUAUUACCCACUGAGAGCUGAGCAGCAGAUAGGAAACAAAUGCUGCAAAAUGCUGAUGACCAGAAACAUCCCCAGUGACACUGGUCAGCACCUACCAGGUGUAAAUUGUGGUAACUGUUACCUGAAUUGGCAUUUCUUUCUUGAAAGGUAACCAGCUCAAGGCCCGAUCCAACACCCAGCCACAUCAUUAGAAAGCACUCUGCUGACUGCAGUGGGUUUGUGUCGAGAUUCACGGAGUGUCAUUCCAAAGCAGAAGUGAACCCUGUGGUUGCCUGAACACUGGGACUGUCCAUCCAACUCCUUUUUAAUGCCCACCUGACGCCUCUCAAUACCCAAUACUUGUAGAUUAACUCUCGAGUUUGUUUUUAUACUUGCCCUUAAUGAAGAAUAAUUUGUUUUAAUUUAGAAAUAUCCCACUUCCAAGAUCGCUUAGGCUUCAUUGCUUUUAUUUAAACCUAUGAAGAGGGACCAACCUGAUGCCGUUUACGCUGUAUAGGUUUAUAUAUGUAUCUGUGACAUACAUAUAUAUAUAUCUAUAUGGCAACUCAGACUGAUCAGCUUUUAGUUGUGGAGUGAUUACAUUUCAUGCUGCACCAUAUGUAAGAUGAUGAGAUAAUAGUGCAUCCAGUUGUUCAGCUUUUAGAGUGGAGUUUUAUUUUCACACUUUUCUAUGGAGCCUUCAAACCCCAGAUUUUCACACUAGGCUGUUUUGAUAGUUGUUCUCAGACCCUCCAUUGACAUCCUUACCCAGCAUUCCCUACUUUUGGGGGCCUUCUAUCUUGUUAAAAAAACAAAAAAAACAAAAAAUCUUUUUACCAAGUGAAACAUCAAUUCCACCUUUAUUCCCAUUCUCACCGGUGUAAAUACUGAUACUAACUGAGGAUUUUGACUUUGCAUUCUGUCAGAAUACUGUGUUCAAAUAAAAAUUACAAAAAAAGCUUA